Trematomus bernacchii (emerald rockcod) is the source of this 6623-nucleotide messenger RNA. RefSeq names its product cholinergic receptor, muscarinic 4a (gene chrm4a). Lineage: Eukaryota; Metazoa; Chordata; Actinopteri; Perciformes; Nototheniidae. Gene Ontology annotation, molecular function: G protein-coupled acetylcholine receptor activity. The transcript has 7 exons. Gene Ontology annotation, biological process: adenylate cyclase-activating adrenergic receptor signaling pathway. The record is from RefSeq and is a predicted model, not a curated record. Bases 230 to 1846 code for a protein of 538 amino acids. Gene Ontology annotation, cellular component: plasma membrane.
AUUUUCGGGAGCACCAACAGUUAUUGAGAAGUGGAAGUGGCUGGGGUUGUUCAGAGAGAUGCAUGUGUUUUCUUCCCUGAGACCCACAGCAGAGAGGAGACCCUUAAAGUGGUCGAUAUAACAGCAGACAGAGAACCCGAGGAGAGUGGGGGGCAGCAGUCAGAGAUAAAGGAUACACACGUCAGGACAAACUUGGAGAAGAAAGUGGAGAGGACCAGGAGCAUGCACCAUGAGUAACGACAGCACCGGAGUGGGGGGGCUGCAGCACCUCUGGAACUACAAUGGUUCAUCGGUCAUCCCAUCCUCUGACCUGUUCUCCAACACCUCCUGCAACACCUCCUCCAAUGAUUCCACCUUCUGCUCUCCUGUGGAUGAAGGACAGGGGGCAGGAAGUCCAUAUAAGGCUCUGGAGAUGUUCUUCAUCGCCUUAGUUACAGGAUCUCUGAGCUUUGUGACUGUAACAGGAAAUAUAUUAGUCAUGCUUUCCAUCAAAGUAAACCGCCACCUACAAACUGUCAACAACUAUUUCCUAUUCUCAUUAGCAUGCGCUGACCUGAUCAUAGGGGCUUUCAGCAUGAAUCUGUACACGGUCUACAUCAUCGUGGGCUACUGGCCGCUGGGCCCGGUGGUCUGUGACUUAUGGCUAGCUUUAGAUUAUGUUGUCUCCAACGCCUCCGUGAUGAAUUUAUUGAUCAUCAGCUUUGAUCGCUAUUUUUGCGUGACCAAACCCCUCAGUUACCCAUCAAGAAGGACGACCAAGAUGGCGGGGCUGAUGAUCGCAGCAGCGUGGAUCCUGUCCUUCAUCCUGUGGGCUCCUGCCAUCUUGUUCUGGCAGUUCAUCGUUGGACAGCGAACAGUGCCCCCUGGAGAGUGUUACAUUCAGUUCCUUUCAAACCCUGCGGCGACGUUUGGUACGGCCAUAGCAGCUUUCUAUCUUCCUGUCAUCAUAAUGACGGUCCUGUACAUCCACAUUUCCCUUGCCUCCAGGAGCAGGGUCUCCAAACACAAGCCAGAGAAAAAAGAGAAGAAGGGAAUAAAAACUCCCAGCCUGCUGAAGAGUCACCUGUUGAAGCAGAACAACAACAACGAGACCAGUCCUCAGGCCAGCCCCCGCUCCACCCCCAAACUCAAUCUGGACUCCACCACCACGGCACUGGAGGCGGUGAAGAACGGCAGGACGGAGGAACCCAAACCUGCUCAGCCACUGCCUGAAGCUCAGCCCAGCCCGGGCCUCACCCAGGAGGAAAAGGAGAGCUCCAACGACUCUUCCACAGCUUUCAUUCCCCCAACAAAGCCAAAGGACGGCACCAAGAACGAGGUCAUAUCUGAGGAUGCAAGCAAUCCAGACCCAGUUGCCACGACAACCACCAAUGUUGAAUUGGCCAAGGGCGGAGCCAGCUCGAGAUGGUCCAAGAUAAAGAUCGUAACGAAGAAGGCGGGGGACGAGUGCAUCACAGCUCUGGAGAUCUGCCCUCCUGUAGAGGGCGCUGAGAGGCGUUCAAUCCCAAUCAGCCGUCCCAGGACUGUGGCCAGGAAGUUUGCAAGCAUUGCCAGAAGCCAAGUGAAGAGGAAACGACAGAUGGAAGCCAGGGAAAAGAAGGUGACCAAGACUAUCUUCGCCAUCCUGCUGGCCUUCAUCAUCACGUGGACGCCGUAUAACGUCAUGGUGCUGAUCUCCACCUUCUGCCAGUCCUGUGUCCCUGACACCGUGUGGGUUAUCGGCUACUGGCUGUGCUACGUCAACUCCACCAUCAACCCGGCAUGUUACGCUCUGUGCAACGCCACGUUCAAAAAGACCUUCAAGAACCUGCUGCUGUGCCAGUAUAAAAACAUAGGUACAAGAUGAGGGGGGAGCAGAAGUCUGAGGAUGGGGGAUGGGGUCAGGAGAUAUUGUUCAGAGGUGAGUGAAAGGAGGAGAUGUGGUUCAUGCUGAAACAAAAAUCAGAGCAACAUGUGAGUGUAAACCUUCAGGUGCACGUCAUCACCACGCUUCUAACAUGUGAUACAUUUCCAUUAUACACUGCAGGAAUUCAGGAAUAUCUUUAUUGAAAAUGUGUCACAGACAAUGCUACACCAACUUGUUAACCCUAGUUAUCAAAUGUGCGAUAAAGUCAUUCAGCAACACAUAAUUGAACUAAAACAUGAUAUAUAUUUGUUAUAUUACGCCAUGACACAUAGCCAUGCUGUAUGCAUAGACCAUCAUACAGUUGUGAGGGGACACAAAAGAAGGUCAGAAACCCCCCCACCUCCCACAAUGACAUGUCGGUGGUCACUGUCAUAUCAAUGGACAAAAUCGAUAAGCCCCAAAUAAUGUUCUAUGGAAACCGCGUAGAGCAUAGGCACCAUGAAACUGAAGUAAGGUGACAGAGGAGAGGAGGGAUGACUGGGGGGGGGGAUGACUGAAGACAAGGUGGGGGAGAACAGUUAGUGGAAGAGAGAGGAGAACGUAGCAGCAGAGGGGAAAUGUAAGGAUUUUACGUAGCAUACACUGUGGCAGCCAUGUUGGAAGUCUUUAGCUCAUGAGCAACAAUAGCAGCCAAUCGUAAAUAAGCUAUUUGUAAUUUGAUUUCAUGCUGUAAUUCAUUAGAUUGCUUAUCGGUGUUGUCAUCAGCAGGUUAGCUUUCGGUUGCGUCGUGGUAGCCCCCUUUUUGCGAUAGGAAGACGACAUAUUCCAAUGAGACCAUCGGGGGUAGGCAAGGAAGAAAAUGUUUAAUUUGAAUUAGUUGAAUACAGUUCAGGAGGUAGUUAAACAUAAAGCUUUAAUAUAAAUGCCUCUCAAUAUUCAAGAGAUGUGAUUUUCAUUAGUUGCCUGUAGUUUCUAGCUAAAAGUUCUUUUUUAAAGUGUAAAUGAUCAUAAUAAAACAAUAUAAAAGGUUAUUUACUUGACAAACUAAACUACCAACUAACCCUCUGCAACACAUCAUCAAACACAUUAUCUUUGACUUUAUUCAUAACGGUUCAGAUACAGGGUUAUUGUGUGUGCCAUUUUUAUUUCUCUAAUGUUUGCACACAUGACAAGUUAAAUACAGGGAACACAGCUGCAGCUCGAUGCUCUCUAACUAUAGUACACAUUCUGGUUUAUCAGGGGUUAAACUCAAAGCACAAAGUGUUUCAAAAACAGCUUCCCGGGGGUGUGUUGAUUUUAAUUUUAGUUGACGAAUGAGAUUAGUUCAAAAGUAAUCUUGGAGUUUUGAGUUUUUUUGGAGUGAGAGGAAAAAUGAAUGAAAUGCUCGCUGAUAAUGAACUGGUGAAGAAUCAUGCAGCUGUCUGUGUUGCUGUUCUAUUUGGGUCAGCUCCAUUGUGCUUUUUUUAUUUAUUUAUUUACAUCAGAUUCCAUAAACCCUUUUAAAUUCAGAUCUGUAAAGGCCUGUACUACUUUAUCAUGAUAUUUAGUACAGUAUUAAAUGUCUGCAAGUUAAUCUAUCACAGUCACUCAGCUGAGACAAUCCAUUAUUCAUUAUUCAACUGUUUGAUCGGGUUAGUCAAACUGCUGUCCUUUGAUAUCUUAGCAUUAGUUAUUUAAUCAUUUGAUGAGGUAAUACCAUGUCAGAACUUUGUGUAGGGUUUAAGUUAGGUCAGACAUCAGGCCCUUUUUAAAUGCAGCUGAUCUGAGAAGUGAAACGUCUCCUAAACUAAAUCCUCCGUGGCUCAGUGGGACAUGGCAGGGUGUGUGUCUUCUUAUAAUGUGACUGUCAGAAACUUGACAGGACCUUGUCAAUCACCUAUUGCCCACACUCAAGAAAAAAGAUUAGGACAUCCUGUGCCUCCACAGGAAGCAAAUACAACUCAUUUCUCACAAUAUGGACGCUCACAAAGUCUUCAAUCUGAGAGACUAGUACAGUAAGGACUACGAGGUGCAGUUGAGCAUAAUUCUCUUCUUCAAAGCCUCUUACAAUAAGUGCAAAAGACAUAGGGAUUCAAACUCUGAACAACAAGGAAAGUGCAGAUAUAUUCACUUCAAGCAAGUCAUAACUUUGUAAGUGCUGGUGAAUUAGUUAAAAAGCCUAAAUUAAUUUAAGUGCUUUUGUUUCAAGAAUUGUAUUGAGCCUAUCCAAAUUCGGGUGAUGUUUGUGAAGACGUUUGCUGUAUCACAACAUGCUUUAUUACCCAACACUGAAAUCAUCACUUGGAACAGGGCUAUGAUUUGGAAUAUAAUUGCAUGACUGUCACAACCCAUGAAUUCCAAAGAGACAUGACGUGAGAACAUUUCCUUUAACAGUCUGCUGGUGUUCUCAGUGAGACACUGGAGGAACAUUUCAGGAUCAUGUGUUCCUUUUCUCUUUCAGUUUGUAAUGAUCCUUUAUGAUCCUUUCUCAUCUCAAUUCUUUUUAAUCUGACAUUCCUUCUUGGUGUAUCUAUUUAAUUAGCUGAGUUAUGCUAUGCACAUUCGCUCAAAUAUAUUGGAAAAAUACAUUUAAGGACAAAAUACAACAAGGUAUUGUGCUGGAAUUCUAACAUUUCACAUGUCAGACACAUUUCCAGAUAAUAAAGUAAGAUUUAUCCUAGCUGUCAGGGUCAUGAUGAAACUGUUAGCACAUCCUGUGUUUGUUUUCAUCCAUUGUUCACCUGGAAGGAAACUGUUACACUCCUCUACUGUAUAUCAUCUGCAGCCCCUCACAUUUCCUUUUUAUUAACACUUUUUUAUGAUUUAAGUUGUAUGACACUAUAAUACAUAAACAGAGUUAGUGACAGUAUUUUUUUAAAUGCUCUUUGUCGUUUUCUCACAAUGAGAAUAAAGAGUGUAUUGAGAUUCUAACAAAGACAACUUGAGAAUGGCUGCUCGGUGUAACAAGAAAAUAAGGAUUAGUGCAAAGAAGAGACAAAACAGAGUGUGAGGGAGGAAGUGUACACAGACAAACAUCAGGAAGGAUCAGGGCUGACAUACUUUGUUGAAAAGAUUUGCAGAAUGAAGGGAUGAGAGCAGAGGUUUGGAAAAUCAGAAUGACUGCCUGACUUCUUCACUGAGCUUCAACAUAAAAGAGUUCCAAACAUUUAACGUUACGGGGGGGGCAGGUGGUGCUUUGAGGCUAUGGGCAAACAGCAGCUCUGACAGGUCUGGCGAUUCCCCUCACCUCAAAUUACAAGGGAACACAUUUGGUCCCACAUCCAAAAAGCAAUCUCCAACUCUACAUCAAGUCCAUCACACAUCUCCAACUGGAGUUGUUGCUCAGUUCUGGCUGAGGAACCUGUUGAAUUUCCCCCUUGUACAAUCAGUGUCAUUUUCAAAUAGGUUUUGUAGAACCUCAGCAACAAUGGUGUAAGCUUUGGCCAAAGGUUGAAUAAUUACUCAAAUGACUAGUUUUAUCUGAUGAUUUGAUCGUAUCAGAUUUCACACAGAAUGUAUUUCCUGAACAGAACAUAGUGAACAGAUGUAUAAUAUUUCCACAUGAACACUACCAAACUGAAGCAAUUGUCUAGAGAGACAUUCAUUUUGCUAAACAACUGGAAAAGAUGUGUCUGUUGGUGGUUUACUGUAAAACGCUGACCACAUGUACAGUAUAAUUCAAAGGGUUGUACAUUGUAAUAUGUUUAAAAUACCCCAUUCUAUGUUGACAUCUGUAAAUACACAGUUAUAUAUCACAUAUGGAUCAUUCCAAAGAGGGGAGACAUCUUGUGUUCUUUCCGACUUGAUCAAACAUAUGUACCUCCCACUGUACAGAGCAUGAGUGUUAUAGUGAUAUAAAGACAUUGUGAAUUGUAGUCUUAUAUUUUGUCAGAGUAUUGCUAUUAUAUAUUUAGCCAAAUGGCAUCAGUUAAGUGAAAAGAAAACAUUUUUACUAUAUGGAAGAGCAACUGAUUGAUCAUUUUUAUAUCAAGAGUACGUCCCUGCAUUAAAAUGAAAAGCUGUAUGUAAUAUAUUGAGAGCUGGAAAUCUGUAAUAUAAAUGUCAUGUUAUAUUUCCUCUAUGUUAAUAACAAUCUGUGUAUGUAUUGUAUCGUUUUUAAAAUGAAUCUUUUCCUCACCAGAGCUGGGUUCUCAGCGGCACACAUGGGACAGAAUGGCUCUUUAAAGCGUAAAUCAACUCCAUUGGAAUUAAGUGUUGGAAUUUGGGGAGUACACAGAAGUAAUAUCAAACAUUUCCGCCCCUAAACUCACAAGAAAGACUCUUAGUCAGCACAAAUCGGUUUUUUUCCUCACUCAAACUGAUACACAGAUAAACAAACUCAAAGGGGCCCUAAUAUGCUCUUUGUGGUUCUCCCUCUCCUGUAGUGUGUUCUAUAGGUGUUAGUGAAUGUAAAUGGUCUGCAGAGGCUAAAAUCCCCCCCAGAGCGAGUUUCUCACACUCAAACAUGUAAGUACAGUACACAGUAAUCUGUUAUUUACUAUAUUUAAUUAAGUUAAUAAAACAGUUGAUUUCCCCUUUAAAAUCAGUCAUAAUAUUCUGGUCCUGUGGUAAAAAAAACCCUCUGGUGAUUUUAUUCUGUAUAAUAAUUGAUGGCUGUUUGUACUUUCUCUUAUACUUUUUCAUGUACUGUACAUUUCAAUAGACGCAUCAUUUUCAUGGAGCAUCGCCUGGCACACUUUUCAGCUAGUAUUACUUUUUAAACAAACAUGUAUUAAGGAUAUAUUAGAACUUGGGUUGAUACCAAACAAUCAUGCUAAUAAACACCUGCUGUUGAAAA